Messenger RNA from Ochotona princeps (American pika), 3330 nucleotides. RefSeq names its product guanylate cyclase 2D, retinal (gene GUCY2D). NCBI's taxonomy places the organism in Eukaryota, Metazoa, Chordata, Mammalia, Lagomorpha, Ochotonidae. Gene Ontology annotation, molecular function: ATP binding; protein kinase activity; peptide receptor activity. The coding region runs from base 1 to 3330 and encodes 1109 amino acids. Gene Ontology annotation, biological process: protein phosphorylation; intracellular signal transduction; cGMP biosynthetic process. The record is from RefSeq and is a predicted model, not a curated record. The transcript is spliced from 18 exons.
AUGACAGCCUGCGCCGUCCUCGCGGGUGGGUUUCCUGGCCGGUUGCCCUGCGCCCCCAGGCCGCCCUGGGCUCGGUUAUCCCCGCCGGGCCUCCCGCAGGCGCUGCCCCGGCCCGGGCUCCGACUUCUGUUACUACUAUUUCUCCCGCUACCCUCCGCCCUUUCUACCGUGUUCACGGUGGGGGUGUUGGGUCCCUGGGCGUGCGAUCCUCUCUUCGCCCGGGCGCGCCCAGAAUUAGCCGCCCGUCUGGCCGCCGCCCGCCUGAACCGCGACCCUGCCCGGCAAGGCGGCCCGCGCCUCGAGAUCGCGCUACUACAGGAGCCUUGCCGGACACCCGGCUCGCUGGGGGCCGUGGCCUCGGCGCUGCCCCGCGUCUCGGGCCUCGUGGGGCCUGUCAACCCCGCCGCUUGCCAGCCUGCUGAGCUGCUGGCCCAAGAGGCGGGCGUCGCGCUGGUGCCUUGGGGCUGCCCCGGGGCGCAGGCGGCCGGCACCACGGCCCCGGCGGGGACUCCCGCCGCAGAUGCCCUCUAUGCCUUCUUUCGAGCUUUCCGCUGGGCGCGCGUGGCCCUGAUCACCGCGCCCCAGGACCUGUGGGUGGAGGCGGGACGCGCCCUGGCCACCGCGCUCAGGGCGCGAGGCCUGCCGGUCGCCCUGGUGACCUCCAUGCAGCCCGUUGACGUGUCUGGAGCCCGAGAAGCUCUGAGGAGGGUUCGGGACGGGCCCCGGGUCAGAGUGGUAGUUAUGGUGAUGCACUCGCUGCUGCUGGGUGGAGAGGAGCAGCGCUACCUGCUGGAGGCCGCGGACGAAAUGGGUCUGACCGACGGUUCUUUGGUCUUCGUGCCCUUCGACACGCUCCACUACGCCUUGUCCCCCGGCCAGGAGGCCUUGGUCGCGCUCGCCAACAGCUCCCGGCUGCGCAGGGCCCACGAUGCGGUGCUCACCCUCACGCGCCACUGUGCGCCUGAAGGCGACGUGCUGGACAACCUGCGCAGGGCUCAGGAACGCCGGGAGCUGCCCCCGGACUUGGAUCUGCAGCAGGUGUCCCCACUCUUCGGCACCAUCUAUGACGCGGUCUUCUUGUUGGCAGAGGGUGUGGCGGGAGCGCGGGCAGCUGCAGGGGGCGGCUGGGUGUCAGGAGCAGCUGUGGCUCGUCAUGUCCAGGAUGCACAGGUCCCCGGCUUCUGUGGGGCGCUGGGAAGAACUGAGAAACCAUCGUUUGUGCUGCUGGACACGGAUGCUGCAGGUGACCGGCUGCUGGCCACCUACAUGCUGGACCCCCUGCGGGGAGCCCUGUUGUCUGCUGGGACCCCAGUGCACUUCCCUCAUGGGGGCCCAGGACCUGGACUUGACCCCUGGUGCUGGUUCGAUCCAGAUGUCAUCUGUAAUGGAGGAGUGGAGCCUGCCCUCGUCUUCCUCGGCUUCCUCCUGCUGGUUGGCAUGGGGCUGUCGGGGGCCCUCCUGGCCCAUUAUGUGAGGCACCGGCUCCUUCAUAUGCAAAUGGUCUCUGGCCCCAACAAGAUUAUCCUGACUCUUGAAGAUGUCACCUUCCUCCAGCCACACGGGGGCAGCACUCGGAAGAUGAUCCAGGGGAGUCGCUCCAGCCUGGCUGCACGCAGUGUGUCUGAUGUCCGCAGUAUCCGCAGCCAGCACACGGACAGCCCCAACAUUGGGCUCUAUGAGGGCGACUGGGUUUGGCUGAAGAAAUUCCCAGGGGACCAGCACAUAGCUAUCCGCCCAGCAACCAAGACGACUUUCUCCAAGCUACGGGAGCUCAGGCAUGAGAAUGUGGCCCUGUACCUGGGGCUCUUUCUGGCGCGGGCGGCAGACAGCCCUGCGGUGCCGACGGAGGGCGUGCUGGCCGUGGUCUCGGAACACUGCAUGCGUGGCUCGCUCCAUGACCUCCUUGCGCAGAGAGACAUCAAGCUGGACUGGAUGUUCAAAUCCUCCCUCCUGCUGGACCUCAUCAAGGGCAUGAGGUAUCUGCACCACCGAGGCGUGGCUCACGGGCGGCUCAAGUCACGGAACUGCGUGGUGGAUGGGAGGUUUGUGCUCAAGAUUACCGACCAUGGCCAUGGGCGACUGCUGGAAGCGCAGAGGGUGUUGCCUGAGCUCCCCAACGCCGAGGACCAGCUCUGGACAGCGCCGGAGCUGCUUCGUGACCCUGCCCUGGAGCGCCGGGGGACCCUGGCGGGUGACGUUUUCAGCCUGGGCAUCAUCAUGCAGGAGGUGGUGUGCCGCAGCGACCCCUACUCCAUGCUGGAGCUCUCGGCCAACGAGGUGGUGGAGAGAGUGCGGAGCCCCCCUCCGCUGUGCCGGCCCUUGGUGUCCAUGGACCAGGCGCCUGUGGAAUGCAUCCAGCUGAUGAAGCAGUGCUGGGAAGAGCAGCCAGAGCUUCGGCCCUCCAUGGACCGCACUUUCGACCUGUUCAAGCGCAUCAACAAGGGCAGGAGGAUGAACAUCAUUGACUCCAUGCUGCGCAUGCUGGAGCAGUACUCCAGCAACCUGGAAGACCUGAUCCGGGAGCGCACGGAGGAGCUGGAGCUGGAGAAGCAGAAGACAGACCGGCUGCUCACACAGAUGCUGCCUCCAUCCGUGGCUGAAGCCCUGAAGCUGGGGAUCCCCGUGGAACCCGAGUACUUUGAGAUGGUCACGCUGUAUUUCAGCGACAUCGUGGGCUUCACCACCAUCUCAGCCAUGAGCGAGCCCAUCGAGGUGGUGGAUCUUCUCAAUGACCUCUACACCCUCUUUGAUGCCAUCAUCGGCUCCCACGACGUCUAUAAGGUGGAGACGAUCGGGGACGCCUACAUGGUGGCUUCCGGGCUGCCCCAGCGGAACGGGCAGCGACACGCAGCCGAGAUCGCCAACAUGUCGCUGGACAUCCUUAGUGCCGUGGGCUCCUUCCGUAUGCGCCACAUGCCCGAGGUGCCCGUGCGCAUCCGCAUCGGCCUGCACUCGGGCCCGUGCGUGGCGGGCGUGGUGGGGCUCACCAUGCCCCGAUACUGCCUGUUUGGGGACACAGUCAACACAGCUUCGCGCAUGGAGUCCACUGGCCUGCCUUACCGCAUCCAUGUGAACAUGAGCACCGUGUGUAUUCUUGGUGCCCUGGACGAGGGCUUCCAGCUGGAGCUGCGUGGCCGCACCGAGCUCAAGGGCAAGGGCGCCGAGGACACCUACUGGCUGGUGGGCAGGCUCGGCUUCAACAAGUCACUCCCCAAACCUCCCGAUCUGCAACCGGGGGCCAGCAACCACGGCAUCAGCCUGCAGGAGAUCCCUCCUGAGCGGCGCCUGAAGUUGGAGAAGGCUCGGCCUGGCCAGUUCUCAGGGAAGUGA